Molecule: messenger RNA, 1158 nt
Organism: Parnassius mnemosyne (clouded apollo)
Lineage: Eukaryota; Metazoa; Arthropoda; Insecta; Lepidoptera; Papilionidae
Source: the annotation of a GenBank genome assembly
AUGAGUUCCCUACUGACGGAUCGAAUUAUAGAAGAAUGUCUAGAACAAGAAGAUAGUGAAGAAGAAAAUGUGUCAGAAAUAGAAGAUUUUGAGGAGCAUAGUGAUCAUGAAAGCGGAACAGAGCAAGAAGCAAGUGAUUCAGAUGGGUCUUCAGUGUCGGAAGAGAGUUUUCCUUCGAAUUUACAAAUUGAGAAUACUGAAGAUGAAGAAUAUUUAGAGGAUGUACCGCUUAAGUACUUGAGGCGAGGUCGUUUUACUGGAAAAGACAAAAGAACUCGCUGGCAAGUUCGUGAGCCGCCGCGACGUGUACGAACAAGAUCCCAUAACAUUAUAUAUCAUUUGCCGGGACCGAUUGGCGAAGGCAGAUCUUGUUCAUCUAUGUUAGAAGCCUGGAAUCUUGUUUUUCCGGAAACGUGUUUACUAAAGAUAGUCCAGUAUACUAACAUUUAUAUAGAAGAGCUAAAGUCUAAAUUCUCAAGAGAACGCGAUUGUAAAAGUACAGAUAUCGUUGAACUUAGAGCUCUUUUUGGAUUACUUUAUUUCUGCGGAAGAUUGCGAAGUGGUCAUCUGAACACAAAAGAUCUCUGGGAAAAAGAUGGAAGUGGUUCCGACGUCUGUAUAGCCACAAUGUCACGAGAAAGUAAUUCACCAAGUGAAGUCGUCAAACGCUUAGUAGAACCUAUAAAGAAUAGUCAUCGUAACAUAGUGAUGGACAAUUGGUUCACUAGUUUUCCGCUAUUACGUGAUUUGCUCAAUGAUUAUGGUUUGACAGCAUUGGGCACUAUUCGAGUAAACAGUCAUGUUCUAUAUUGCGCCUCAAACCCUCAAAAGCGUAUGAGCCGUUACAAGUUUUUAGAAGAACUUGCAUACGCUUUAGUAACUCCACAUGUUAUGAAUAGAAGAUCUAUGACAAAUCUUUCAAAAGAGCUGAAAGAUAUGAUUGACAAGUUUCUCCGUGAGGUUGGUGUUGAGCUACCUGAAGAUCAACCUGCACAAGGACAGAGCCAAAAUAAGAGACCAAAGAAAUCGCGCUGUCAUUUGUGCCCACGGCUCAAAGACAGUAACACCCCAAGAGUGUGCUCAAAAUGUAUGAAGAAUGUGUGCCGUAAUCAUUCUGUAGACGUAAUAGUAUGUGCUAAAUGUCAGGAAAAGUAUUAA